AUGUGGCAAAAGAAAUGGAACCCAAUUGCCUCAACAUCCAGAACUCCUAAAGAAUUCAAUUCUAAGACUAGCAAGUAUCCUGAAUCGAUUGAGCCUAUUUGUGAAGUAGUGAAUACACCUCCUAAAGAAAAAAGUGUUAUACGCAAUUUACUCAAGCUCAAUAAAGUAACAUUUGCCAUACUUCUGUUAAGAGCCCAGCCUCAGAAGACAAUAGAACUUCUUGAUGAGGAUCCUGACGUAUUUAUAACUAUCACAGAAAAAGACAGGCUUGAUUUUAUUGCAUUCUGGGAUAAGAUGAAAACUGAUAGUCAGAUGUAUAGUUAUGCAAAAGAGAUAGAAGAUCUCAAAAAAUAUAUGGAAAUGACAGUGUGUAAAAAACUGAUAAAAGAAGAGAUUAUUUGUUGUUCUCUCGAGAAUAAGAGAAUCACAUCCUCCUGA
This is a messenger RNA of Acaulospora colombiana, 438 nucleotides long. The record is from the annotation of a GenBank genome assembly. NCBI's taxonomy places the organism in Eukaryota, Fungi, Glomeromycota, Glomeromycetes, Diversisporales, Acaulosporaceae.